AUGACCACCUCAGCCGACAGAGUAGACCAAGGUCUGAUAGCCCAGGUGACAGACUACGUCAAAGAGUACAUGUCGCACUACGACGGCUCGCACGACUUCAACCACAUCCUCCGCGUGCUCAGGCUAUCGCACCAGCUGCACGCCGCGUCGGUCGACGCCUCGUCCCUGUCUCGCGACGUCGUCACGCUGUCCGCGCUGCUCCACGACGUCGGCGACAGGAAGUACCUCAGACCGGGGGAGGAUGCCGACCGUCUCGUCCACGACGUCCUCGUGUCUCUCGGCGCUCCCGAGGACCUGGCCCGCCGCGUCCAGACUAUCUGCCUGGGCGUCAGCUACUCGAGCGAGGUGCGCGACCCAGCCCGCGUGACGGCCCUGAUAGCCGAGCACCCUGAGCUGGCGGUCGUGCAGGAUGCCGACCGUCUGGACGCCAUCGGCGCCGUGGGCGUGGGUCGGUGCUUCGCCUUCGGCGGGGCCAAGGGCCGCGACCUGCAGUCUAGCAUGGAUCAUUUCGAGGAGAAGCUCGUCCGGAUAGAGGGCAUGAUGAAGACGGAUGCGGGGAGGGUCAUGGCACGCGAGCGCACGCGGAGAAUACGGCUCAUGCAGGAGUGGUGGAGGGAGGAGACGGAUAUUCAUGAUACUGCCUGA
Geosmithia morbida is the source of this 645-nucleotide messenger RNA. RefSeq lists its product as uncharacterized. NCBI's taxonomy places the organism in Eukaryota, Fungi, Ascomycota, Sordariomycetes, Hypocreales, Bionectriaceae. The record is from RefSeq and is a predicted model, not a curated record. Bases 1 to 645 code for a protein of 214 amino acids. The transcript has a single exon.